UUUCUUUUGUAUUUUCCUUGCUUGAGUUCAACAGCGGAGAAGAACCAUACGUACACACUCGGCAUCAAUCAGUUCUCGGACAUGACUGAUGACGAGUUCGCCAUCAAAUACCUGGGAAAUGUUAGUCAUGAUGCAACCCGACAGCGCCGCCAGAUCCCCCCGCCGUCUAAGCGGAUCCGGAACCGGACGGAGUCUCCGUCGCCGUCAUCGUUUCUGAACAAUAAUGAUUAUAAUGUGAGUUUGGGUCAGCUUCCGGGCAAUGUAGACUGGAGGAAAGAAGGUGCUGUUACUCGAGUCAAGAACCAAGGAAUUGAUGGAGUUGGUUUUGGCUUCUGUUGGGCGUUCUCUGCGGUGGCGGCUCUGGAAGGGAUGAACAAAAUCUUUACCGGAAGGUUGCUUGAGUUGUCGGAACAGAACGCGAUAGACUGUACCCCCGACCGCGGCCAUGAUGGGUGUUGGAGUAAACACAUGGAAGAUGCAUUCGAUUAUGCGUUGGGUAACGACGGCCUUGCGAAUGAGACGGACUACCCCUUUGUGGGUAAAAGGAAGGAAUGCAAAGACUAUUACAUUUACCCAGCUGGAGGCAGUGUCUCAGACUACACAGAGGUGCUGGAGAAUGAUGAGAUGGCUCUGCUCGCCGCCGUCGCAAGGCAGCCCGUCUCCGUCGGCAUCACUUACAGCCGUGACUUCAUACCAUCCUUCAAGAGCUAUCACUCCGGGAUUUUCAACGGCGGACUCAACGGCGACUGCGGAAUUGGCAACAACCACGCACUCGCCAUCGUCGGAUACGGCACCGUCGUCCCGUACGCUCCCUAUUGGAUUGUGAAAAACUCUUGGGUGCCUCGUUGGGGAGAGGAGGGUUAUGUCAGAAUGGCAAGACAGAACGGUA
Messenger RNA from Cuscuta europaea, 889 nucleotides. Lineage: Eukaryota; Viridiplantae; Streptophyta; Magnoliopsida; Solanales; Convolvulaceae. The record is from the annotation of a GenBank genome assembly.